UCAUUGGCAAUACUUUACAGUAGAGGGGAUCUGAAUGGCACUCAUAAUACAACACGUUAUUGACGUUCAAUACAAUACACACAACACAUGUACUCUAUUAUACACUGUAGUCAAAGCAUGUUUGACAUCUAGUGUCUGAUAAACAGGCAGUCAAUACAAACAACUGAUUUGAUUUGAUUUAUUGUGUCCACUAAUGGCCGGUCCAAGAGCUAACCUCAACUCCUUCUUAACUCAUUUCAAUGACAUCCAGUUUCAAAAGGAUGGCCAACGUAUGGCCACCGCUUUGUCCAUUAGACAGCGCGACGCUUUGCGACCACUUUUAGAUGAUAUCAACGAAACUCUUAUAUCGCGAUACAUCUUCUCGCCAUUUGAUGACUUAUUGAUUGCACAUUUAAAGUGUUGCAAAGCUCUGGUUAUAGACAACGACCCGAUUGAAGCAUUCAACAAUAAAUGUCAACUAAUCCAAGCUCUCAUCAAAGUAUUAAUUCAAUUGAAAGACGAGAACUGGAUAUUACCAGUGAUGUACAUAUCGGCAGUCGAGGUGAGACAGUUGGCCACUCUUGCAGAUAAUUACAAACAAACAUCAGGCGAAUCAUCAACUCAUGUCAAACCCGAUGAAUGUCUUGAAGAAGCGGCCUCACAGAUAAUGUCCUGUUUUAGAGUCUGCGCUAACGAUAACAGAGCGACACAAGAAGUGACAAAAAGAAAAGGAAUGAUUAAUCUAAUCAAUCAAUUGUUUAAAAUAUACUUUAAGAUCAAUAAAUUACAUUUAUAUAAACCAUUGACCAGAGCUCUUGAAAAUGCAAAUAUGAUGAAUCAAUUCAGUUUAGCACAAACUGUCACUUAUAACUACUUUACUGGAAUGAAAUCACUCUUUGAUUCCGAUUACAAGAAAGCCGAAGAAUUGUUGUCAUUUGCAUUCAACAAUUGUCAUCCCGAGGCCCAUAAGAAUCUGAAAUUAAUUUUAAUUUAUUUGAUUCCCGUUAAGAUGUUGUUAGGACACAUGCCUAGUGACCAACUUCUUUAUAAAUAUGAUUUACAAGAGUUUGCACUCGUUAUCAGAGCUGUUAAAGACGGUAAUGUCAGAGAUUUAGACGAAGCUCUUGAAACUAACGCUCACUUCUUCUGGAGUAAUGGUAUUUAUCUGAUACUCGAAAAAYUGAAAAUGAUUGCAUUUCGUAAUAUAUGCAAAAAAGUGUCACUAAUGGUGACCAGUCAUCAGAUUCCAAUCCAAGUGAUUACCACAGCCAUGAAAUAUCUAUACGACGAAGAGAUCAAUCUGGAAGAAGUGCAUUGUAUUCUUGCAAAUCUGAUAUUUGAGGGCAAAAUCAAAGGCUAUAUAUCAUUACAGCACCAAAAGCUUGUUAUAUCUAAACAAAAUCCAUUUCCAGCUCUUUCAUCCAUUACCUCAUAAAAUAGUUUAUAUAUAGUCAUUAUAUUUUCAAUUUUUAUUAGAAAUACCUGAUCCUAUUUGCUAUAUAUUGUCAUUGUUUUUUGUUAUAUAAUUUUUAUACUGUAUAUUACAUGACAGUACAUAGCUUUUUAUAGAUUGUCGGCG
This is a messenger RNA of Oppia nitens, 1558 nucleotides long. It is a transcript of the gene PCID2, whose product is annotated as PCI domain-containing protein 2-like. The transcript has a single exon. Bases 194 to 1414 code for a protein of 406 amino acids. Lineage: Eukaryota; Metazoa; Arthropoda; Arachnida; Sarcoptiformes; Oppiidae. Gene Ontology annotation, cellular component: transcription export complex 2. Gene Ontology annotation, molecular function: RNA binding; double-stranded DNA binding. The record is from RefSeq and is a predicted model, not a curated record. Gene Ontology annotation, biological process: post-transcriptional tethering of RNA polymerase II gene DNA at nuclear periphery; poly(A)+ mRNA export from nucleus; transcription elongation by RNA polymerase II.